Messenger RNA from Gracilinanus agilis (Agile Gracile Mouse Opossum), 321 nucleotides. Its product is annotated as tyrosine-protein phosphatase non-receptor type 22-like. Lineage: Eukaryota; Metazoa; Chordata; Mammalia; Didelphimorphia; Didelphidae. Gene Ontology annotation, cellular component: cytoplasm; nucleus. The transcript is spliced from 4 exons. Gene Ontology annotation, molecular function: non-membrane spanning protein tyrosine phosphatase activity. Gene Ontology annotation, biological process: positive regulation of toll-like receptor 3 signaling pathway; positive regulation of toll-like receptor 9 signaling pathway; T cell receptor signaling pathway. The annotation marks the transcript as partial. The record is from RefSeq and is a predicted model, not a curated record.
AAACUGAAAAGGCAAUCUACCAAGUAUAAGAUGGAUAAAACAUACCCUACAACUGUGGCUGAGAGGCCAGAAAACAUCAAGAAAAACAGAUACAAGGAUAUCUUGCCCUUUGAUCAUAGUAGGGUAAAGCUAUCCCUGAUAACGUCUGAUGAGGAUUCCCAUUACAUCAAUGCCAACUUCAUCAAGGGUGUAUAUGGUCCCAAGGCAUACAUCGCCACUCAGGGGCCUCUGGCUACCACUCUUCUGGACUUCUGGAGAAUGAUAUGGGAAUACAGUGUUCUGAUCAUUGUUAUGGCAUGCAUGGAGUUUGAAAUGGGAAAG